This is a messenger RNA of Medicago truncatula (barrel medic), 1786 nucleotides long. Its product is annotated as mitochondrial adenine nucleotide transporter ADNT1. The record is from RefSeq and is a predicted model, not a curated record. Bases 306 to 1391 code for a protein of 361 amino acids. Gene Ontology annotation, biological process: transmembrane transport. NCBI's taxonomy places the organism in Eukaryota, Viridiplantae, Streptophyta, Magnoliopsida, Fabales, Fabaceae. The transcript has 8 exons.
CUCUCUCUAAAGCUCCAUAUAAAUAGCUUAACAAUAACCAAACGCCGUCACUCUCCUUCACUCACACACUCCAGUAUUAGUGGUCUCUGUGAGCUCUCACACACUCUCUCUCUAAACCUUUCCGCAGCCACCACUCCCUUUCUCUCUCUAGAAAUGAUCGCAUAAUCACCGGAGCAAUUCACCAUCACCGGAAAAUCGGAGAUCUCUCAAUCUCCGACAACCUAAAUUACUCUCUUUUUCUUAAUUUAUUCACUUCCGAUUAGUUUAGGGUUUAUUGAUUUUAUCAUAAAUUAUUGAUUUUGAUUAUGGCUUCGGAAAGCAUGGCUUCGGAGGAUGUGAAGAGUGGCGAAUCAGCGGUGACGAAGAUCGUGAAUUUGGCGGAGGAAGCUAAGCUCGCUAGAGAAGGUGUUGUUAAAGCGAAGCCUAACUAUGCGUUUGGUAGCAUCUGCAAAUCUCUCGUUGCUGGUGGUGUCGCCGGAGGAGUAUCACGAACUGCUGUUGCUCCGCUCGAACGAAUGAAAAUUUUGCUACAGGUCCAGAAUCCUCAUAACAUAAAAUACAGUGGAACAAUACAAGGCCUGAAAUAUAUAUGGAGAACUGAAGGAUUCCGUGGACUUUUCAAGGGAAAUGGUACUAAUUGUGCUAGAAUUGUCCCAAAUUCUGCUGUGAAGUUCUUCAGUUAUGAGCAAGCUUCUAAAGGUAUACUGCAUUUGUAUCGGCAGCAAACUGGAAAUGAGGAUGCUCAGCUGACUCCUGUUUUACGUCUUGGAGCUGGAGCAUGUGCUGGAAUAAUUGCUAUGUCUGCAACUUAUCCGAUGGAUAUGGUCCGAGGCAGGAUAACCGUUCAGACUGAGAAAUCCCCUUAUCAGUACAGAGGAAUGUUCCAUGCUUUGAGUACUGUGCUCAGGGAAGAAGGACCACGUGCUUUAUAUAAGGGCUGGCUUCCUUCAGUAAUUGGAGUUAUUCCUUAUGUAGGUCUCAACUUUGCUGUCUAUGAGUCUCUGAAAGAUUAUUUGAUUAAAACUAAACCAUUUGGUCUAGCCCAAGAUUCUGAGUUGAGUGUGACAACACGCCUUGCCUGUGGUGCUGCUGCCGGAACUAUUGGACAAACUGUUGCUUACCCUCUUGAUGUCAUUCGUCGAAGAAUGCAGAUGACCGGUUGGCACAAUGCUGCUUCUGUUAUAACUGGGGAUGGAGUAGGCAAAGUCCCACUUGAAUAUACUGGAAUGGUUGAUGCAUUUAGGAAAACUGUUCGGCACGAGGGAUUCGGUGCAUUAUACAAGGGUCUGGUGCCCAAUUCUGUUAAGGUGGUUCCAUCCAUAGCGCUUGCAUUUGUAUCAUAUGAGAUGGUGAAGGACAUUUUAGGAGUGGAGAUCAGAAUAUCAGACUAAAGCUUGAUAGCCGCCCCAUAUUAUCUGUUUACCUGGUGGUGUGGUUUUCUCCUCUCUUUUUUGAUAGGCAAGGGGACAUAGAGAUGGCAACUUCAAAUUAUUUUCUUGUUUUUCAUCUCACUGAGGAUGAGUUUAGAACUCUAGAGUUAGUGUCUAUAAAUUUAUUCCCUUGUUCCUAUUUGUUUUCUUUGCAAACGUGCUGUAGUUUUCAGCUUCUUAUUCAUACUCCAUGUCAAUAAGUGUUGUGGAAAAACAAUGCAAUGACACAUCUGCCUAGCUUUCUGCACUAGUUAAGAAAGCAUUUUUCUUAGUGGAAUUUGAUGUGCUUGAUAUUUCCAUUCUAUGCCUUCCAUACACUAUCCCUAAAAUAAUAUGUUUGGAAUGAUUGUGUUAAA